UUGUGUUCCCAAGAAAAGGAAUAGAAGACAAUAUGGGAAUAUUCUCACUCAGAGUUUCCCAAGUAAAGAACACGAAGGAAGACGCCCUCUAAUAUAUUCCCACAACGAAGGAUUAAAACUCAGCAGGUUUCCGGAUUCACCUUGUGGCAUCUCAGUUUCUCCUUCUACACAACAGAAACACCAUGAGGUCGUUCUCGGCAGCCAUUGCAAUUUGGCUGACCGUUUUUAUUUCUUCAGCACUGUCACAGGAUAUAUUUUCAUGUACAAAUGGAUGGGAACUUAGAGGAUUGUACUGUUAUAAAUACUUCAACAUAAAACACUCAUGGGAGAAGGCAGCAGAGCUCUGUCGAAGAUAUGGAGCAGAACUAGUCGCUAUUGAAUCCUAUACGGAGAACAAUGUUACACAAGCCAUUGCCACUGCUGGUGAGCUCAAUAGGAGAUCAUCGGACAAAUAUUGGCUAGGUCUAGCAUCACUGGAUGACCUAAGAACGAAUACUUUGGAGUCAGCAGCAGGAACAUUGGUGUCUCAGUAUUCGGGUUUCUGGUCACUUAAUCAGCCUGAUCCGAGAUCGGGAGAAUGUGUAGCUGUAUCCGUGGCCAAUGUCAUGCAGUCCUGGGAGUUAAGUACAUGUGAGAGUCUCCUUCCGUUCAUGUGCCGCGCCCCAGCAUGUCCCCAGAAUUCCAUUCACUGUGCCAACGGUGCGUGCGUCAAUCAAGCCUUCAAGUGCGAUGGAAAUGAUGACUGUGGUGAUGGAUCCGAUGAACUUGAUUGUCCGGCUUCGUGUCACUUCCACAUGCAAUCGGGUGGGGAUGUGAUUGAGUCACCAAACUUUCCCCACAAGUACGGGGCUCUGGCCAAGUGCAAAUGGACACUGGAAGGUCCACAGGGUAGCAAUAUUGUCUUGCAAUUCCAGGAAUUUGACACAGAAAAAACAUUUGACACGGUUCAGGUGCUCGUUGGUGGAAGAACUGAAGAUAAGUCCGUGUCUCUGGCUACAUUAUCGGGAAAAUUGGAUCUGACAAGUAAGCCCUUUGUCACAGCUUCCAAUUUCAUGAUCGUCAAAUUUGUCACGGAUGGAAGUGUUGAGAGGAAAGGCUUUAGAGCUACGUGGAAAACUGAACCACAGGUUUGCAGUGGAACUCUCCAGGCUACAUCUCAGGGUCAGAUUCUCACCAGUCCGGGAUAUCCUAAAAUCUAUCCUGGUGGUCUUGAAUGUCUUUACAUAAUUCAGGCACAGCCUGGAAGGAUUAUUUCCCUAGAAGUCCAAGAUUUAGAUCUCAAUCCAAUACAAGAUUACGUCUUGGUUAGAGAUGGUGAUAGUCCAAAGAGUCGCCCAAUUGCCAGACUGACUGGAAAGGCUAGAGACAAUGUGAAUGUUAUUAUGUCAACAGGAAGCAAACUCUAUGUUUAUUUCAAGACAAAUCUUGGGGAUUCUCGGAAAGGUUUCAGUUUGCGCUAUACGCAGGGUUGCAAAGCUACAAUUUUUGCUCGAAAUGGAACUGUUGCAUCCCCGGCAUUUGGUUUGAGUGACUAUCCCAGCAAUCAAGAGUGUCUGUUCAAAAUUAAGAAUCCAACAGGAGGACCAUUGUCUUUGCGUUUCAAUAACUUUAACGUUCACCAGACAGAUUUUGUUCAGGUUUUCGAUGGAGCUUCAACGUCGGGGCUAAGAUUGCAUUCUGGAAAUGGAUUCACAGGAAUUACAAAGCCUAAAUUAACUCUGACGGCGUCAUCUGGAGAACUUCUUAUAAAAUUUGUUACUGAUGCUUUGCACAAUAAUCCCGGAUGGUCUGCAAUCUUCUCGGCUGAUUGUCCGGAAUUGAAGCCUGGUCAUGGAGCUCUGGCAUCAUCAAGAGACACGGCAUUUGGAACAGUGAUUUCCUUUACAUGUCCUGUGGGUCAGGAAUUUGCAACGGGAAAGAAUAAGUUGAGUACAACUUGUCAAGAAGGUGGCACUUGGAGCAUUGACUAUAUUCCGAAAUGUCAGGAAGUUUACUGUGGUCCUGUACCUCAGAUUGACAAUGGCUUCUCCAUUGGAUCUUCGAAUGUGACUUAUCGAGGUAUUGCCAUGUACCAGUGCUAUGCCGGAUUCGCUUUUCCUUCAGCGAGUCCCAUUGAGAAGAUCUCUUGCUUGGCCGAUGGACGAUGGGAAAGGCAACCAGCCUGUUUGGCAUCUCAGUGUUCGCCUCUGCCUGAAGUUGCAAAUGCCAAUGUGACUCUCUUGAAUGGCGGAGGACGAAGCUAUGGUACCAUUGUACGAUUUGAAUGUGCUCCAGGUUACGAGAGAACUGGGGCUCCAGUGCUAAUUUGCAUGUCCAAUGGAACAUGGAGCAAUGAUGUUCCCAAGUGUACAAGAAAACGUUGCUAUUCUUAUCCAGAUGUGAAGAAUGGUUUCAUUGUUGAUAUGACCAGACAAUAUUUCUACGGAGAUGAAGCUAGAGUGCAAUGUUAUAAAGGAUACAAGCUCAGUGGCAGCAAUAUUAUCAAAUGCGACGAAGGACAAGAAUUCAGCAAUCUACCAACAUGCGACGACAUCAAUGAAUGCAGUUCUUCUCAAUGUGACUUAGCUUCCACUGAAUGCAUGAAUACUGCUGGAUCUUUCUAUUGCCAAUGUAAAAAGGGCUUUGCUCCAACGACUGAAUGUCGUCCUGUUGGUGAUUUGGGUCUAGCCAAUGGCGGAAUAUCCGAUGAUAGCAUUACAGUGUCUACAACUGAAGAUGGCUAUUCCAAGAGUCUCUUGAGAUUGACCUCAACCGGAUGGUGUGGAACAUCCACAGAACCUGGAAGUAAUUGGGUGUUGAUUGACUUUAAGGCACCAACUAUUCUUCGAGGUUUCCGAACUAUGUCUGUUCAAAGGGCAGAUGGAAUUGUGGCUUUUACAUCUGCCAUACGGCUUCAGUAUACAGAUGAUCUGACUGAUGUCUUCAAGGAUUAUGCCAAUCCUGAUGGCACAGCCGUUGAAUUUCGUAUACUCGAACCUACUUUGUCGAUCUUAAAUCUACCCAUUCCCAUUGAGGCUCGUUACGUGAGAUUCCGUAUUCAGGAUUACGUUGGAUCACCAUGCAUGCGCCUUGAAGCUAUGGGAUGUACUCGUUUGGAUUGUGUGGACAUUAAUGAGUGUGCUAAGAACAACGGUGGAUGCGAUCAGAAAUGCGUAAAUUCUCCUGGAAACUACCAAUGUGCAUGCAAUUCAGGAUAUGAGCUGUACAUGGCCAAUGGAACUGCUGGGUACCUUAUUGAGUCAUCGGAAACUGGCGAACGUGAUGGAGAUUCCCUGCAGAAGAAUAAGACAUGUGUACCUGUGAUGUGCCCGACGCUCACUUCUCCGGAAAAUGGAAAACUCCUGACAACGAAAGUACAGCAUCAUUUUGGAGAUUUGGUAUCAUUCCAGUGUAAUUUUGGUUACGUUAUGUCUGGUAGUGCUUCACUUCUGUGUCUCUCAAAUGGUCAGUGGAAUGCCUCAGUUCCAGAAUGUAUGUAUGCCAAGUGUGUAUCAUUGCCAGAUGACAAACAAUCUGGCUUGGCUGUAUUGCGUCCUGACCAGGAAAGUGUUCUUGUGCAAUUCCGUGACAAUGUAACAUUGACUUGUGGUUCUCCUGGACGAAAACUUAGGAGUACUGCUAGCUCAGGUUUUCGUCAAUGUGUCUAUGAUCCUAAACCUGGAUUGCCGGAUUACUGGCUGUCUGGGGCACCACCGGCAUGUCCAAGAGUCGACUGUGGAAUGCCAAUGGCAACUCCUGGUGCUGAAUAUGGUCAAUUUGUCGAUACAAAGUACCAGAGUUCAUUCUUUUUCGGCUGCCAAAAUACUUUUAAGUUGGCAGGACAGACAUCCAAGCAUGAUAACGUGGUAAGGUGUCAAGCUAAUGGAAUUUGGGAUUUUGGUGAUUUACGCUGUGAAGGUCCAGUCUGUGAGGAUCCUGGACGUCCAAGUGAUGGACUUCAGAUUUCUCGGAGCUAUGAGCAAGGGUCUGAAGUGUUAUUUGGUUGUUCUCGUCCUGGAUAUAUUCUCAUCAAUCCACGACCUAUUACGUGUAUGCGAGAACCUGAAUGUAAAGUGAUCAAACCCUUGGGGAUUUCUUCUGGAAAGAUUCCAGAUAGUGCCAUCAAUGCAACAUCGGAAAGGCCAAAUUAUGAAGCUAGGAAUAUUCGACUCAAUUCUGUGACUGGAUGGUGUGGUAAGCAAGAAGCUUUUACGUAUGUCAGUGUUGAUCUGGGCAAAGUAUAUCGGGUGAAAGCUAUUCUGGUGAAAGGAGUUGUGACCAAUGACAUUGUUGGACGUCCAACGGAGAUUCGUUUCUUCUAUAAACAGUCUGAAAAUGAGAAUUAUGUUGUGUACUUUCCCAAUUUUAAUCUCACAAUGAGAGAUCCUGGAAAUUAUGGAGAAUUAGCCAUGAUAACUCUGCCAAAGUAUGUUCAAGCUAGAUUUGUUAUUUUGGGUAUUGUGAGCUAUAUGGACAAUGCUUGUCUCAAAUUUGAGCUGAUGGGUUGCGAAGAGCCUAAGGUGGAACCUCUUCUUGGCUAUGACUAUGGCUAUUCACCGUGUGUGGACAAUGAACCACCGGUAUUUCAGAAUUGUCCACAGCAACCGAUCAUUGUAAAGCGUGAUGAAAAUGGGGGAGUUUUACCGAUUAAUUUCACAGAACCCACGGCCAUUGAUAAUUCUGGAUCAAUUGCUCGACUCGAAGUGAAACCACAGAGUUUCCGUACGCCAAUUCACAUUUUCCAGGACACCGUGGUGAAGUAUGUGGCAUUUGACUAUGAUGGCAAUGUAGCUAUCUGUGAGAUUAACAUCACAGUUCCCGAUGUCACACCGCCACUUUUGACUUGUCCUCAGAGUUAUGUGAUUGAAUUGGUGGACAAACAGGAUAAUUACCUGGUGAACUUCAAUGAGACUCGCAAGAGAAUUAAGACAUCUGAUGAAUCAGGAGAUGUUCAUUUGACUUUUAUCCCUGAGAGAGCAACAAUUCCUAUUGGAGCUUUUGAAAAUGUUACCGUUGAAGCCAGGGAUAGGUUUAACAAUAAGGCCACAUGUCAUUUCCAAGUGUCCAUUCAGGCAACACCUUGUGUAGAUUGGGAACUUCAACCACCGGUGAAUGGAGCUAUUAAUUGUCUUCCAGGAGACAAGGGUAUUGAAUGUAUAGCCACAUGUCGUCCAGGUUUUAGAUUCACAGACGGUGAACCCGUUAAGACAUUCUCCUGCGAACAUUCACGACUUUGGCGUCCGACAUCCGUUGUACCGGAUUGUGUGUCAGAAAAUACCCAACAGGCUGACUAUCAUGUUACAGCUACGAUGACGUACAGAGCUAAUGGUGUUGUUGCUCCAUCUUGCUUGCCUCAAUAUCAAGAACUUAUGGCACAAUACUAUGGUAAUCUGAAUCAGGUACUGUCGCAACGUUGUUCAGCUGUAAAUGUGAAUAUGAAUGUGUCUUUCGUACGAUCCGUUCCGACUCUCCUGGAGGACAAUGUUCUCAAAAUUGACUACAUCCUUGUGAUCAUACCAGCCGUGAGACAGCCACAACUCUAUGAUCUCUGUGGCUCAACGCUCAAUUUGAUCUUUGAUCUUGGUGUGCCGUAUGCAAGUGCCAUCAUUGAACCUCUACUCAAUGUAUCUAGCAUUGGUAAUCAAUGUCCACCACUUCGUGGACUCAAGAGUUCCAUCACACGUGGAUUUACGUGUAGUGUUGGUGAAGUACUCAAUAUGGAUACAAAUGAUGUUCCAAGGUGUCUUCAUUGUCCGGCUGGAACUUAUGCUGGUGAAGGUCAACGGGCAUGUACAUCGUGCCCACGGGGAUUCUAUCAAAAUCGCGAUCGCCAAGGUGUUUGUCUGAGAUGUCCACCGGGAACGUAUACGCGAGAAGAAGGUUCUAAAGCCAUUGCUGCAUGUAUUCCUGUCUGUGGCUAUGGAACCUAUUCACCAACGGGACUUGUGCCAUGUCUCGAGUGUCCACGGAAUUCGUAUUCUGGUGAACCGCCAACAGGAGGUUUUAAAGAUUGUCAAGCGUGUCCAGCUUCGACAUUUACAUUCCAACCAGCAGCUUCAGGCAAAGAUCGUUGUCGAUCAAAGUGUGCUUUGGGCACUUAUUCAUCCACUGGACUUGCACCCUGUACUCCAUGUCCAGCCAACUUCUAUCAAGCUAUGCCCGGUUCAACGAGUUGCAAUGAGUGUCCGACUAAUAUGAAAACUGAUAAACCAGGUGCAACUGGACGGGAAGAAUGUAAACCGGUGACGUGUCAGGAGAACACUUGUCAACACGGUGGAUUGUGCAUUCCCAUUGGACAUAGUGUUCAGUGUUUCUGUCCGGCUGGUUUCAGUGGACGACGCUGUGAGGUUGACAUUGACGAAUGUGCGUCUCAGCCAUGUUUCAAUGGUGGAACUUGUGUUGAUCUCCCACAAGGAUAUCGUUGUCAGUGUCCAGCAGGAUAUUCAGGAAUGAACUGCCAGGAGGAAGUAUCGGAUUGUCGCAAUAACACUUGUCCAGCCAGAGCCAUGUGCAAGAAUGAACCGGGUUAUAAUAAUUACACCUGUUUGUGCAGAAGUGGCUAUACAGGUGUUGAUUGUGACAUUACCAUUGAUCCAUGUACAGCUGCUGGCAAUCCUUGCUCAAAUGGUGCCACUUGCAUUGCUCUGCAGCAGGGACGGUACAAGUGUGAGUGUUUGCCGGGUUGGGAAGGUCCAGGAUGUGAAGUUAACAUUGAUGACUGUGCUGAACGACCAUGUCUCUUGGGUGCCAAUUGCACAGAUUUGGUGAAUGACUUCAAUUGUGCAUGUCCUCCUGGAUUUACUGGCAAGCGGUGUCAGGAGAAGAUUGAUCUGUGCCUCUCAGAGCCUUGCAAAUAUGGCACUUGUGUCGACAGACUCUUUACAUAUGAAUGUGUAUGCCAUCCUGGUUGGACUGGACCCAAUUGCAAUAUUAACAUCAAUGACUGUGCAAGUAGUCCAUGCGAAAAUGCAGGACAGUGCAUUGAUCUGGUAGAUGGGUAUUCCUGUACAUGCGAACCGGGUUAUACAGGAAAGAAUUGUCAGCAUCAUAUUGAUGAUUGUCAGAGUGAUCCAUGCCAAAAUGGAGCCACAUGUAUUGAUCAAUUAGAUGGAUUCAUGUGUAAGUGUCGACCAGGAUUUGUGGGAUUGCAGUGUGAAGCAGAAAUUGACGAAUGUCUCAGUGAUCCAUGUAGUCCUGUGGGCACAGAAAGAUGCCUUGAUCUGGACAAUAGGCAUACGUGUCUGUGUCGUGAAGGAUUUACAGGUGCCUCAUGCGAAACUGAUAUAGAUGACUGCGAAAAUGCCCCUUGUCUCAAUGGUGGAACGUGCAGAGAUAGAAUUGGUGGCUUUGAGUGCCAAUGUGUUGAUGGAUGGAGUGGUGAAAAAUGCGAAAAAGAAAUUACAAUGUGCUCGAGUCAGAAACCAUGCCAAAAUGAUGCCACCUGCAUUGAUCUCUUCCAGGACUUCUUCUGUGUCUGUCCAAGUGGAACAGAUGGAAAACAAUGUGAAACUGCUCCAGAACGAUGUAUCGGAAAUCCAUGCAUGCACGGUGGAAAAUGCCGUGAUUUUGGUUCAGGUCUCAAUUGUUCAUGUCCAAUGGAUUACGCUGGCAUUGGAUGUCAGUAUGAAUUUGAUGCAUGUGAGGCAGGUGUAUGUCAAAAUGGUGCCACUUGCAUUGACAAUGGGGCUGGAUAUCAAUGUAUCUGUGCUCCUGGAUUCACAGGACAGAACUGUGAAAAGGACAUUAUAGAUUGCAAGGAGAAUUCAUGCCCUCCAGGUGCCACAUGUAUUGAUCUAACUGAGAGAUUCUACUGCCAGUGUCCUUUCAAUCUCACUGGAGAUGAUUGUAGAAAGACCAUUCAAGUGGACUAUGAUCUGUACUUUAGCGAUGCUAUAAGAUCAACUGCAGCUCAGGUUGUUCCAUUUUACACUGGAGGAGCUGAAAGUCUGACACUUGCUAUGUGGGUACAGUUCUCUCAGAAAGACGAUGCAGGAAUUUUCUACACACUCUAUGCUGUGGAUUCACCACAUGUUCCCACCAAGAGAAGAAUGCUUCUUCAGGCACAUUCGAGUGGAGUUCAAAUUUCCCUAUUCCCAGAUCUUCAGGAUGCUUUCUUGUCCUUCCGCGAAUAUGCAACAGUGAAUGAUGGACAAUGGCAUCAUGUGGCUGUAGUUUGGGAUGGUAGAGCUGGACAAUUGAUGCUGAUCACAGAAGGUUUAAUUGCUUCCAAAGCAGAAUACGGUGGUGGACGACAACUUCCAGAAUACGCUUGGGCUGUUCUUGGACGUCCACAGCCAGAAGGUGGUUUAACUGCAGGAGCUACAUACGCCGAAGCUGGAUUCCAGGGUAAAAUUACAAAGGCUCAAAUCUGGGGACGAGCCCUAGAUGUGACCUCAGAACUUCAGAAGCAGGUUCGUGAUUGUCGCAGUGAGCCUGUUCUCUACCGAGGUCUGAUUUUGAAUUGGGCUGGAUAUGAACUGACAUCUGGAGGAGUUGAACGGAGUGUUCCAUCUUCAUGUGGUCAGAAGAAAUGUUCACCUGGCUACACAGGGCCCCAAUGUCAGCAGCUGGAAGUUGACAAGGAACCACCACGUGUUGAGCACUGUCCGGGAGAUUUAUGGGUGAUUGCCAGAAAUGGAUCUGCCGUUGUUAAUUGGGAUGAACCUCAUUUCAGUGAUAAUAUUGGCGUGGUAAAGAUUGCUGAGAAGAAUGGUCAUCGUCCGGGGCAAACACUUCUCUGGGGAAGUUACGAAAUUACCUAUGUUGCAGCUGAUGCUGCUGGAAAUACUGCAACGUGUACAUUCAAAGUUUCUCUCCUAUCUGAAUUCUGUCCACCUUUGGCUGAUCCUCUGGGUGGAACUCAGGUUUGUAAGGAUUGGGGAGCUGGUGGGCAAUUCAAAGUCUGUGAAAUUGCGUGCCAUCCUGGAUUGAGAUUCUCCGAAUCAAUUCCCGAAUUCUAUACUUGCGGUGCUGAAGGUUUCUGGCGUCCAACGUCAGAUCCCUCCAAGCCCCUUGUGUAUCCAUCUUGUUCGCCCGCCAAACCAGCUCAGAGGGUCUUCCGAAUCAAAAUGCUCUUCCCAUCUGAUGUUCUAUGCAAUGAAGCUGGUCAGGGUGUGUUGAGGCAACGUGUAAGAAAUGCCGUAAAUUCCCUGAAUAGGGAUUGGAGUUUCUGUUCGUACUCCACUGAAGGAUCACGUGAAUGUAAAGAUCUGCAGAUUGAUGUGAACUGUGAUCACUAUAGAGGAGGAAAUUCCAAUAGGGUCAAACGACAAAGUCCAGCUACUGAUGAUGAUGGCGGAAUUUACGUGUUGGAUGCCCAGAUUCCAGUUGAAAAUGAGACUUCUGGAGAUGUCGCAAGCAGAUCCCGUCAGGGAAGGCAGCAAAAUGGUGAUACAUAUACAUUGGAGAUCGCUUUUCCGGCAGUCAAUGAUCCUGUUCUUCAUUCAUCAACGGGAGAGAGAUCAGAUGUCAGGACACUUUUACAGAAAUUAAUUUUGGAAGAGGAUCAAUUUGCCGUUCAGGACAUUCUGCCCAAUACUGUUCCAGAUCCUGCAUCUCUCGAUCUCACCUCAGAAUAUGCUUGUCCGGUGGGACAGGUGGUUAUGGUGCCAGACUGUGUACCAUGUGCUGUGGGAACAUUCUAUGAAGUAUCCAAUAAGACUUGUGUACCCUGCCCACGUGGUCACUAUCAGUCAGAAACGGGACAAAUGCAGUGCUCCAAAUGUCCGAAUAUCGCUGGACGUCCUGGGGUGACAGUGGGUCCGGGAGCUCGUUCAGCAGCAGAUUGCAAGGAACGCUGUCCAGCUGGAAAAUUCCUCGAUCCUGAAACAGGUCUCUGUAGGCCAUGUGGCUAUGGAUUCUUCCAGGCUCGUGAAGGUUCUUUCUCAUGUGAACUCUGUGGACUUGGUCAGACUACAAGAUCACCUGAAUCAACGUCUAGGGAGGAGUGUCGAGACGAAUGUGCCAGUGGUAUGCAAUUGGGGGCUGAUGGGAAGUGUGAACCUUGUCCACGAGGCACAUACCGUACUCAAGGUGUUCAGCCGGCAUGUCAUACUUGCCCACUCGGUCGAACAACUCCCAAGGUUGGAGCUUCAUCCGUCGAAGAAUGCUCAUUGCCGGUGUGCACUCCAGGAACUUACCUCAAUGGCUCAAUGAAUAUGUGUGUGGAAUGUGAAAAGGGAUUCUAUCAGCCAGAAUCACAAAAGACAUCUUGCAUUCCAUGUCCACCAAAUCACAGUACAAACACCACUGCAGCGACUAGUCGAGCUGAGUGCAUCAACCCAUGCGAGACGAUCACCGAAGGACAGGCACAUUGUGAUCCAAAUGCAUAUUGCAUUUUAGUACCAGAAACUUCCGAUUUUAUGUGCAAGUGCAAGCCGGGUUUCAAUGGAACGGGAAUGCAGUGUACAGAUGUUUGCGAUAACUUCUGCGAGAAUUCGGGCACAUGCGUGAAAGACCUCAAGGGAACACCUUCGUGUAGAUGUGCUGGAUCAUUCACGGGUCCAAAGUGUGCUGAAAGAUCAGAAUUUGCUUAUAUAGCUGGAGGAAUAGCUGGUGCAGUGAUUUUCAUCAUUGUCAUCGUGUUGCUUAUUUGGAUGAUCUGUGUGAGAUCACAGAAGAGAAAGGAUCCUAAGAAAAUGCUAGCACCUGCUAUUGAUCAAACUGGAUCUCAGGUGAACUUCUACUAUGGCGCUCAGACACCCUAUGCCGAAAGCAUAGCACCGUCUCAUCACAGCACUUAUGCUCACUACUACGAUGACGAGGAAGAUGGUUGGGAGAUGCCUAAUUUCUACAAUGAAACGUACAUGAAGGAGGGCCUCCAUGGAGGCAAAGUCAAUUCACUGGCCAGAUCUAAUGCUUCACUAUACGGUACUAAAGAAGAUCUCUAUGAUAGACUCAAACGUCACGCUUACACGGGAAAGAAAGAUAAAAGUGAUAGCGAUAGUGAAGGACAAUAAAAGUGCAUUUCAACAAUGACUAAUCGAAAACAUCAUAAGGCGAUAUAAUUUAAUUAAGUUGUGUAGAUUUCACUGUAUUUAUCUGAGCACUUGAAUUUUCUCCCUCAUCAUCAUCCUCUUCAUUACGACAGAGAUUACGCAAAAUUUUUCAAUACUGACUCAAAGAUUCGGGCUCAAAUUGUGAGGGAGAAAAUUACACUGAAUUAAAGUCAAAUUUAAUAAAUAUACAAUAUCAAAAGAGAAGAAAAAACUAAUUAGGAAAUAUAUGCUAAUUGAAGAAAAAAAUAUAACGAGAAAAAAAUUAGCAAAAAAAAUCCUGCGUAGAUAGCAAAGAGUAAAAUCUCAAUUUGGAAUAGAAAUACUCAAAAGAAAAUUAUUUUACCUUUUUUUUAAGUUUUGUCCCUAAUUUUUUUUUGACAAAAAAAAUGCAAAUAUAAUGCGUGUUGUAUAGAAUAUUGUAAUAAAAGAAUUAUGUGUGUUUUUUUUUAUACAAAAAAAGUACGAAGUUUUUUUUUACAAUAUAAUACUUUGUAAUUAAUACUUGGAAUGUUAAUUACCAAAGUUAAGUGCGUUUUAAACAGUUUCUUUUUUUCCAUUCCUUGGAGAAGCAAUAUUUUAAGAACUUGUGUUGAAAAAUUCUUCAUUUUACUUGAAGUGUUGGUCUCAAAACAAAAAAAAAUAAUAAAAAUAAAAAUAAAAUAAAAGAAACUGUUUAAAUCGCCAUCGAGGCGGAGAGAUUUAUAUAAAAUAAAUAAGAAUUAUUUUUGUAUAAUUUGUAAUUGUGUCCUGAGUCGUAUUUAAUUUUAAUUUUAAAUUCCAUCUACUUUUGAUAUCUCUUGAUAAGAUUAGCAAGGGAAUCGAUUGUGCAGCUGAAACAGCAGACAGACAUUAUUUACCACAAUUUGUAAUGACUAUUUGAAUAUUGAAGAUUAAAAGAAAAAUUAUAUGGAAAAUAAAUGAAGAUCAAUUCAGUGAUUUUAAGAAAA
This is a messenger RNA of Phlebotomus papatasi, 11923 nucleotides long. RefSeq names its product sushi, von Willebrand factor type A, EGF and pentraxin domain-containing protein 1 (gene uif). The transcript has 18 exons. Gene Ontology annotation, molecular function: calcium ion binding; Notch binding. Gene Ontology annotation, biological process: Notch signaling pathway. Bases 183 to 10937 code for a protein of 3584 amino acids. The record is from RefSeq and is a predicted model, not a curated record. NCBI's taxonomy places the organism in Eukaryota, Metazoa, Arthropoda, Insecta, Diptera, Psychodidae.